AUGAGAUUAAAUUACGUUUUAUCAAAGACCUUAGCUCUUGCUUCCGUUGUCUCUGCUGCUGCCGUUCAUAAACAUCACGCUGCUGAAGAAAAAAGAGACGUUACUGUCGUCGUAACAAAUUUCGUUGAUCAAAAUGGUCAAGUCUUGGUUGACGGGCAAACAAGUGCGACAGAUGCCACAACGACCUUGCAACCAGUUACUGAUAUUGGUGGUGGAAAAAGUGUUGAAACUACAACGGUAACGUCAUCAUCAGGUUCAUCUAGUUCUUUAUCGGGUUCCUCAACCUCUUCCUCCGGUGGAACCAGUUCUAGUUCUAGUUCCACUUCUAGCAGCAGUGACGCUUCUAGUUCAAGUUCUGGUGAAUAUGGUGGUGCUUUGGGUAUCACUUACUCUCCAUACACCAGCAGUGGUUCUUGUAAGUCUUCAGACACCAUCAAAUCCGACAUUCAGAAUUUGUCACAAUUCAGUGUCAUUAGAAUCUACGACACUGACUGUGACGCGAUGGAAGCAAUUCUAUCUCAAUUACAAAGCGGUCAAAAGAUCUUUGUUGGUAUCUACGACAUCGAUAACAUUGCCUCCAGCGUCAGUGCAAUCGAAUCUGCUUUCAACGGUGAUUUCUCCAAGGUUUACGCUAUUUCUGUCGGUAACGAACUGAUCAAUGCAGGAACGAGUACCGUUUCUCAACUGAGUAGCGCUGUUGAAUCAGCUAAAUCUAAAUUGAGUGCUAUUGGCUACACAGGUGACGUUGUCACCGUUGAUACCCUAGUGGCCACCGAAAACAACUCUGGUCUAUGCAGUAUGUCAGAUUUUAUUGCAGUUAACUGUCAUCCAUACUGGGAUGGUAAUGUGGAACCAUCCAACUGUGGACCAUGGGUGAAACAGCAAUUGGACAACUUGUCUUCUACGUGUAACAACGGCAAGAAAAUCAUCGUCACUGAAACUGGCUGGCCAACAAAGGGUGACACUUACGGAAGUUGUGUUCCAUCCAAAUCAAACCAAGAAACCUGUGUCCAAUCCAUCAUCGACACUCUAGGUUCCCAAGCCAUCUUAUUCACCACAUACAACGACUACUGGAAGGAUGCCGGUGCUCAAGGUGUUGAGCAAUAUUGGGGUAUCUUCGGCGAUAGCAGUGUUUAG
This is a messenger RNA of Kluyveromyces lactis, 1137 nucleotides long. RefSeq lists its product as uncharacterized. The transcript has a single exon. Gene Ontology annotation, cellular component: cell surface; fungal-type cell wall; extracellular region. Bases 1 to 1137 code for a protein of 378 amino acids. Gene Ontology annotation, molecular function: 1,3-beta-glucanosyltransferase activity; glucan endo-1,3-beta-D-glucosidase activity. The record is from RefSeq and is a predicted model, not a curated record. Gene Ontology annotation, biological process: cell wall organization; carbohydrate metabolic process. Lineage: Eukaryota; Fungi; Ascomycota; Saccharomycetes; Saccharomycetales; Saccharomycetaceae.